Molecule: messenger RNA, 1376 nt
Organism: Scleropages formosus (Asian bonytongue)
Lineage: Eukaryota; Metazoa; Chordata; Actinopteri; Osteoglossiformes; Osteoglossidae
Gene: havcr1
Product: hepatitis A virus cellular receptor 1
Exons: 6
Coding region: 61-840 (259 amino acids)
Biological process (GO): apoptotic cell clearance; cytoskeletal rearrangement involved in phagocytosis, engulfment
Molecular function (GO): phosphatidylserine binding
Source: RefSeq, a predicted model, not a curated record
GUGAGGCUGCAGGUCCCUGCGCAGUUGCGCUGGACUCCUGUAUGUGUGCAUCGCUGCACCAUGAUCACGUACCACAGGUACAUCUCGCUCUGGUCUCUCUUCUGCUGCACUUGGGCAAGCAGCGGCCAUGCAGUGACGGUCCGCACGCUUGUUGGACAGAGCGUCACGCUGCCGUGUUCCUACGACGUAGCGUACCACGGGCCGCUGCACAUCUGCUGGGGGAGAGGUGAAAUACCCAUCAACGGCUGUAACCAUCAGAUCAUCGAGACAGACGGGUAUAAAGUGAAGCGGAGAGUAUCGGACCGAUACCAGCUUUUCGGGGACCUGGCGAAGGGCGACGUCUCCUUAACCAUUGUCGAUGCUAACGAGAGAGACGGCGGGAAAUACGGUUGCCGCGUAGAAAUACAUGGAUUGUUCAACGAUGAGAAAAAAACUGUUGACCUGAUAGUUGAGAAGACAGAGGAGCCCACGACGACGACGACGACCGGUUCGCCAUCCACCACGUGUGCAGCAGUGACGACGCAACGGACCACAAGUGCUCCAACACAGUGUCAUGAGGACGUUAAUGUAACAGAAAUCAGCGACGGCAAGAAAAAUGGAGAAAAUGUCCUUCUACAUCCCUUGGAAGUUCUCAGAUGCUUACAGCUCUCACUUGUGUGUGCAGAUGAUCAGGCUCCAUCCUGUUGUGAUAGCGAUAACCGCGGUGUUGCUCGUGGCGGCGGCCGCCGUGCUCCUCCUGCUCCUUACGUGGAACCGAUGUCGAAAAAGAGGAACGGCUUCUGGAGUGUAAGUAUCAUGAGGUUUCCACGCUUUCGCUUUUAUGUCCCCAAAAACGAAUAAACAGAUCGUCUCCGCUCUGGACACGCUCGGGGUGUGCGCGCUGUCUGCCGAGGCCUUGCGAGGGUCCUGAAAUGUCGAAGCGGUUCUCCACGAGUGACUCGCUGUUUCCAAACUCUGACUCAUCACUCAACGUUUUCUCGCACACAUAUGGUGUCCCUUCUGCUUAACGCAGACGGUUAGAUACACGUUGCAGGGAUUCCUUUGUGGUUUUUCUUGGUUUUCUCCCUUCAGAUUUCAACAUUUCAUUGAAUCACUCAGCUGCUGUCUUAUUAGUCGUUUCGCAGUUUUACGCUCUUUGCACAUGUGGGCGUGAGCAGAGCGGUCGAGUUCGUCUCAAUCGGCGAUACGACGGAAACUUCUCCGGAAUGAAAGCAGGAGUCGCCGAGACACGGCUUGGGUGCCUUUCCCGGUCCUCUGGUCCUACAUUCAUCUUUCAAUCUGUCCUUCUACCAGGACCGAGCAGUAUGACAAUACGUCCGUCUACGUGAACCUGGGCACCAGUCUUGGGUUGAACAUCGAGGAGAUGACCGUCGAAA